Molecule: messenger RNA, 1595 nt
Organism: Sus scrofa (pig)
Lineage: Eukaryota; Metazoa; Chordata; Mammalia; Artiodactyla; Suidae
Source: RefSeq, a predicted model, not a curated record
CCCCUCCCUCGCCCAGCUCGCGUCCUCUCCCGGCCCGCUUCCCGCAUCCCUCCCAUUCUCCAUUUCCCUUCCGUUCCCUCCCAGUCUGGGCGUGCUCGAGCCCAAGGCAGGAUCGGGGUCCCCGCCUUCCAGUCCGAAAAUCCCGCCAAGGGAGCCGAAGAGCAGAGGAAAAGCCAAAGUGGGGAGAGGGGACGAAAGAGACCUGUGAGUCACCGUGUGGCAGUCAGGGAGCAGCCGCUUCCGCGAGCAGCAGCGACUGGGGUACCUGGACUCCAGGCAGGAAACCUCGCCCCAUCAACAAAGGCAGCCUGAGCGCGCACCACACGUUUGCAACUCCAAGAAAUAAAAGGAAACAAGAAGCAACAAAACUGUGAAUACAUGCGUAAGAAGAUUUGAGAAUGCAGACCCCACAGUUCCUGCAGCAGCGUCGAAAAUUUGCAGCUGCCUUCUUGGCAUUCAUUUUCCUUUUGGCAGUUGUGGAUACCGCUGAAGCAGGAAAGAAAGAGAAACCAGAAAAAAAGGUGAAGAAGUCUGACUGUGGAGAAUGGCAGUGGAGUGUGUGUGUGCCCACCAGUGGGGACUGUGGGCUGGGCACCCGGGAGGGCACCCGGACUGGAGCUGAGUGUAAACAAACCAUGAAGACCCAGAGAUGUAAGAUCCCGUGCAACUGGAAAAAGCAGUUUGGAGCGGAGUGCAAAUACCAGUUCCAGGCCUGGGGCGAAUGUGACCUGAACACGGCCUUGAAGACCAGAACCGGAAGCCUGAAGCGAGCUCUCCACAACGCCGACUGCCAGAAGACAGUCACCAUCUCCAAGCCCUGUGGCAAAGUGACUAAGCCCAAACCUCAAGCAGAAUCUAAGAAGAAGAAAAAGGAAGGCAAGAAACAGGAGAAGAUGCUGGACUAAAUGACACCACCUUCUGUGGAACAGGAAAAGGACAUCAGCAAACAGGAUCAGUUAACUAUUGCAUUUAUACCUACCGUAGGCUUUUUAUUCCAAAAUUAUCUAUAGCUUAAGUAUACAAUAGGCAGAAAUAAAAAGAAAAGAAAAAUUUUGUAGUAGCAUUUUUAAAAUAUAUACCAUAGUACAAUUAGGGGCUUAUAAUAAAGGACUGUAAUCCUAUUUAGAAUGUUGACUUAUAGUACAUGAUAAAUGAUAGGAAAUUGAGGUAAGUUUUUUGAAGUCAUGUGAUAUUUUACAUUUAAAAUCUUUUUUUUACAUUUUUUUUUCUUUUGGCAGCAAUUUAAAUGUUAUGACCAUGUAAACUACUUUUCUUGUUAGGUAAUUUUUUUCACCUAGACUUUUUUUUUCCCAAUUAAGAAAAAUAUAUACUAAACAAAGCAACAAUAAAAUAUGAUUAUCCUAUUUGAGGAAAAUAUGUUUUCUGCCAGUGGAUUUAAAAAACUUUUAGUCUGCAAAAUGAGGGGAGGGGUCAGAGCAUGUCCUAGUUCAAUGUUGAUUUCUUUUUUUAAAGAAAAGCAUUAAAACAUGAAAUUGUUUCACUUUGGCAGAAAUAUUUGCUCUCUUGAUGAAAUUAUUUUUCCUUAUGAGCAAAAAAAAAAAAAAAAAGGACUAGGAAAAUAAAUCAAGGUGAUG